Hypoxylon fragiforme is the source of this 879-nucleotide messenger RNA. RefSeq names its product NAD(P)-binding protein. The transcript is spliced from 2 exons. Gene Ontology annotation, molecular function: oxidoreductase activity. Lineage: Eukaryota; Fungi; Ascomycota; Sordariomycetes; Xylariales; Hypoxylaceae. Bases 1 to 879 code for a protein of 292 amino acids. The record is from RefSeq and is a predicted model, not a curated record.
AUGACCGGAAACGUAUGGUUCAUCGCAGGCGCAAGCAACGGCUUCGGCCGCGCAAUCGGGCUCGAGGCCCUGCGGCACGGCGACCACGUCGUCGCGACCUCGCGCAACCCAGCCAAAAUGGCUGAUCUGCAGGAAGCGGGGGCCCUGGUGCUGGCCCUGGACGUGACGUCCGACGACGCGACGAUCCAGGCGGCGCUGCAGAAGGCCGUCGAUGCCUACGGCAAGAUCACGCAUUGCAUCAACGCGGCCGGGUAUCUGCUCGAGGCGGUUAUUGAGGAGGCCUCAGCCAGAGAAGCCUUCGACCAGUACAACACGAACGUCCUCGGCAUCAUGAACCUCACGCGCAACGCGCUGCACCACAUGCGGCCCCAGCGCGCCGGCGUGAUCGCCAACUUCGGCAGCCUCGGCAGCUGGCGCGGCUCCCCCUCCUCCGCGUACUACUCGUCGACGAAGUGGGCGAUAUCGGGGUUCACGGAAGCCUUAGCCGAGGAAGUGCGGCCGCUCGGCAUUUCCGGUGUGGUCAUCGAGCCGGGGUACUUCCGCACGGGCUUUCUCAACGCCGGGGGCGGGAACCGGAUCCGGGCGGCGCACCCGCUGACGGAGGAGUACCGGGGCACGCCGGCGCAGGCGGUGAAGGAACGGCUGGAUGUUGUGGAUGAUAACCAGCCGGGGGAUGUGGGGAAGGGGGCGAAGGUGAUCGUGGAUGUGCUGACGCGGACGGGGGUGGCGCGGGGGAGGGAGAUACCGGUGAGGCUUGCGCUGGGGAGGGACUGUCUGGAGGUGAUUAGGGGGAAGAUGCGGGACACGGAGGCGCUGCUGAGGGAGUGGGAGGAUGUUAUUGUUAGUACGGAUCAUGACGAUGUUCAGCUGAAGAAAUAA